Messenger RNA from Lathyrus oleraceus (garden pea), 753 nucleotides. RefSeq lists its product as uncharacterized. NCBI's taxonomy places the organism in Eukaryota, Viridiplantae, Streptophyta, Magnoliopsida, Fabales, Fabaceae. The coding region runs from base 1 to 753 and encodes 250 amino acids. The transcript is spliced from 2 exons. Gene Ontology annotation, molecular function: RNA-DNA hybrid ribonuclease activity; nucleic acid binding. The record is from RefSeq and is a predicted model, not a curated record.
AUGGCAGAAUAUGAAGCACGUAUCUACGGUUUAGAGGCGGCAAUCGACUUGAGAAUCAAGAUUCUUGAGGUAUUCGGUGAUUCAGCUCUACUAAUCAGUCAGGUGAAAGGCGAUUGGGAGACUCGGGAUAGCAAGUUGAUACCUUAUAAAGAGCAUAUCAGAAAAUUGAUACCCCAUUUUGAUGAAAUCUCUUUCCACCAUAUUUCUAGGGAAGAAAAUCAGUUAGAAGACACUCUAGCCACGUUGGCACCUAUGUUCAGAGUCAAAUGGAAGAACGAAGCACCGCCCAUCCAAAUUGACCACUUAGAUGAAUCAGCGCAUUGGCUAGAAAUCGAGGUUAACCCUGAUGAUAAGCCUUGGUUCUACGAUAUAAAAACAUUUCUGGAGAAACAACAAUAUCCCGAGGGUAUAUCCAUUACCGAUAAGAAAGCUCUAAGAAGACUCUCUUCCAAGUUCUUCGUAAACGGUGAUGUACUAUACAAGAGGAAUUAUGAUUCCGUACUACUCAGAUGCAUGGAUAGACAUGAAGCUAGUACAAUCAUAAAGUCCAUAUACGAGGGCUGCGAGGGUGUACAUGCGAAGGGUCCUGCUCACGUGAAUAGCCUCAGCAAUAACUUGAGACUCAAGAAUCCCUUCCAAACCACUAGAAGGAACUCUAUCAAAAACUGGACAUCUGAAACUGUAUUUCUGAGUAUUCCUUCUUCCAAUAUCCAUGAUCAAAAUAUCUACGAUGUUUGCAAUGAGAAUCUCUAA